This is a messenger RNA of Musa acuminata subsp. malaccensis (wild Malaysian banana), 810 nucleotides long. NCBI's taxonomy places the organism in Eukaryota, Viridiplantae, Streptophyta, Magnoliopsida, Zingiberales, Musaceae. The record is from RefSeq and is a predicted model, not a curated record.
AUGGAGUGGGAGAACAAGCAGGAGAAGACCAUCCACCACAUCACCCAUCUCCACCCCUUGAAGCUCACCGAUCUGCGCGGAGACGAAGCGAAGCCCGUCUGCCACGCGUGCCGCCAUCCUUCCGCCGCCUCGGCCUACCGGUGCGAGCGGUGCCGCUACGUUCUCGACCCGACCUGCGCUCGGCUGCCGCAAGUCCUCCGCCACCCCACCCCGCCCAUCCCUCCCACCCGCUCACCCUCCAUCUCUCGCCGGCGUACUCCACCGUUCGACCGACACCUCCCCUGCGACGGUCUCGCUGAGAAGCUGAGCCGCCCGUCCCAUCCCCACCCGGUGACGCUGGUCCACCAGGAUCCCACCAGUGGGCGGGGCUACUUGUGCGACCUGUGCCGAGGCGCUUUCGACGCCUCGUCUCAGUGGCUUUACAGCUGCAGGGCUUGCGAUUUCGGCGGCCACAUCAGCUGCUUCGUGUCGGGGACGAAGCCCGCGGAACAGGCCACCGCUGCCCAACGACAGAUCGAUCCGGCGGCGGCGCUGUCCGGGAUGCAGCAGAAGCUGAUGGCUCAGAUGUUCAUGGCAGACACGAUGGCGCAGACGGGGAGGAACGCGGUGGCGUUGACGGGAGGACCUCGAGAGUACGUUUACUAUAAUUCGGCGCCGCUACCGAGCCAGUACGCUGGCAUGGCCGAUUCAAUGGUGAUGAACAAUCUGGCAUUGUUAUCUCUGAACGAUCAGAAGACUGGUGGUGGUGGUGGUGGUCCGGCUGGUGGAGAUGUGGCAAGUUCUGCUGGGAAUACAUCCACUCUGUCAUAG